This is a messenger RNA of Brienomyrus brachyistius, 3817 nucleotides long. RefSeq names its product septin-9-like. Gene Ontology annotation, molecular function: GTPase activity; GTP binding; molecular adaptor activity. Gene Ontology annotation, biological process: cytoskeleton-dependent cytokinesis. The record is from RefSeq and is a predicted model, not a curated record. Gene Ontology annotation, cellular component: cell division site; septin ring; microtubule cytoskeleton. Bases 382 to 1962 code for a protein of 526 amino acids. NCBI's taxonomy places the organism in Eukaryota, Metazoa, Chordata, Actinopteri, Osteoglossiformes, Mormyridae. The transcript has 12 exons.
UCCCGCCUCAAAAUAGGAUGUGCGUAAAAAGGUCAGGUACAAGCCUGUCCACGCUCCUGAUUUUUCUUUUUGUCGGCACGCAGACAGUUCAAUUAGUUGAAGUGCCCAAUUCAUUUAUAAGUACAGGUUAAAUGACAAUGAACUUUGUUCGACCAAGUGCGGAUCAGUAAAGUACUCCGUGCACAGAGGUGUCUCCGGGAAAGCACGCAGAAUGAACAAAGGAAACUUUCACGAAAAUUAAUACAGCACCGCCAAGUUGCUUUUGGAAAUCUGAGCAUUUAAUGAAGACGAUUAUACUCAAGAAUACUGUGUUUCUGGAAAAUUAAAAGAAAAGUGAAAUCAGAUCUUAAAGUUUCUUCUUCACUACGAUCAAGACGGAACAUGAGGAAAUCGGGAUAUACAGGUAUAGCCAGGACUGCCAGCGGCAGGUUGAGGAGAGUGGAGCCCUCGGACCCUACCAGUCCCACUCUGAAGAGGUCGUUUGAAACUGAGGAGACUGAAGCAUCCACACUGCCUCAGUCUCGCCGGGCGGUGACCCCUCGAACGGCAAAGCCUGGCCUGCAGCCGUCAGGCUCUUCCCGGCGAGCUGAGCUCUCCAUCGAUCUCUCCUCCAAGACCAUAGACGGCAGCGCUGGCUCCGUGGCAUCCCGCUUCGGUCUGAGGAGGUCGGAGACAUCCGGCGUCACCAGGGGCACGGAUCAGGUGAACAGGCGGACCGAUCCCGUCAGCCACAGCACCUCCCGCCUUCCAGAGGCCUCCCAGAGGAGAGCGGAGACGGCGAGCCCGGUGGAGUCGCCACGGAAGCUUCCGGAUAUUCCACUGGCCAAAGGGCCAGAGUUGACAGGAACUUCCAGGAUAGAGAAUAGUUCACCCACACUAAGUGAACCCAAGACGCAGUCCCCAAUCCCUGAGGCAUUCGCCAGGAUUCCUGACAGGUCAGAGGUCGUCCCCAGCCAUAUCACCAGUACAAUGUCGGAGCUAGUGAAGCCGGCCCCGUCCCCGGCCAGCAUGGAGAAACCCAGCGUGGAUUUCAGCUAUGUGGGCAUCGAUGCCAUCCUGGAGCAGAUGAGGCGGAAAGCAAUGAAGCAGGGCUUUGAGCUCAACAUUAUGGUUGUGGGGCAGAGUGGCUUGGGAAAGUCCACACUGAUGAAUACCCUCUUCAAGUCCAAGGUGAGCCGACGGACAGGCCUGGGUUCUGCUGACGAGAGGAUUCCUAAGACUGUGGAGAUCAAGUCGAUCAGUCACGAGAUCGAGGAGAAAGGUGUGAGGAUGAAACUGACUGUCAUUGACACCCCGGGAUUUGGAGAUCAUAUCAACAAUGAAAAUUGCUGGCAGCCCAUCAUGAGGUUCAUUAACGAACAGUAUGAGCAGUACCUGCAAGAGGAGAUCAACAUCAACAGGAAGACGAGGAUCCAGGACUCUCGAGUUCACUGCUGCAUCUAUUUCAUCCCGCCUACUGGACAUAGCCUCAGGCCUCUUGACGUUGAGUUCAUGAGACGCCUGAGCAAAGUGGUGAACAUCGUCCCCGUCAUCGCCAAGGCCGACACCCUGACCCUGGAGGAGAGGGACUUCUUCAAAAACAAGAUCAGGGAGGAGCUACAGGCCAACGACAUUGACGUGUACCCCCAAAAGGAAUUCGACGAAGACGCAGAGGACCGGGCGAUCAACGAGAGAAUCAGGGGCAUGGUGCCAUUCGCCGUGGUGGGCAGCGACCAGGAGUGCCAAGUCAAUGGGCGGAGGCUGCUUGGGCGGAAGACCAAAUGGGGAACCAUAGAAGUUGAAAAUAUUGCCCACUGUGAAUUUGCCUAUUUGAGAGACCUUCUCAUUAGGACCCACAUGCAGAACAUCAAGGACAUCACAAGCAGCAUCCACUACGAGGGAUACCGCGUCCGCAGGCUCAACGAGUGCAAUGCACAGACCAACGGCUUUGACGAGCAGGACGUCACCUCCCAUGAGCUGUAGAAGCCCCCUCCCUCCCCAUAUGCGCCCCCACCCAUGCUCCCCCCUCUGUGCUCCUGAUACAGUGAGCACACAUCACACCGAGCGGCCUUUCUGCAGACUCCCAGCAUUGGAGGUUGCAUUUAAUCUGGCUCCGAGUUUUUCUUAAUGUCUCCUUGUGCCGUAAGCGCCUGUCCUCGUGUUAUUUCAUCUGACCCCCCCACCCCGAGUGCGGUAGAUGAACCACCUUGAACAGUUUCGAGCCUGGCGCUUUGUACCCUAACUGGCUCCUUGACAGAAAAGCAGCCUGUCUGGGUAAAGACAGGCUCCAACAUAAGAGCUUUUUAAAAGUCCGGUUUUUAAAAUAUAUGUCCUCAAAUAAAUCGUAACAAAACCUCAGUUCAGUUAUUUUACAAUGAUAAAUUAAACCAAAUGAAGCCCGAAUGGAGCUUCUUUAGGUAACAUCAAUUAAAUGUUUUCAGUUCAAUUCAAUUUGUAUACUGCAUUUUCACAAUGUUACAUCGUCUCAAAGCGCUAUACAUUAUGCCCACCCAAAGCCCCCAGUGAGCAAGCCAGAGACGACAGUGGCAAGGAAAAACUCCCUAGAAGGAAGAAACCUUAGGAGGAAGCAGACUCAUCAUCACAUGGAGUUAGGACAGACGGGGCUGAUCCCUUUGCUGUUGGGGUGUUUGUGACGUCUGUGGACUUUAUUGAGUAUUGUGUCUAUUGAGAAAGGGGUUCGGGCACAUGGGGUUGCUUAUUUUUUUCGCUAUUUUAAAAACUUUGUGUUAAAAGUUAUGAUAAAAUCAGCUGGACAUCAGUUUCUCUUUUGUGUUCACAGUGGCCCACCUAGAGAAGAGUACUUCCAACAUUCUUUGUUAUUUUUUUUAUGAUUUUUAUGUAAUGAUUACUUCUUUGUUCAUUGUGCCGUUUCUCAUGGGAGAGGGGAACGUAAGGAAUAAAUAAUUGUUUGUUGUCCUGUCAUACAUUAAGGGCAGUCAUUUUCUGUUUAAAAUGAGAAUAGGAAUCGAUUUGAGUAAUAUUUAUUCACGUUACAAAUUUAAAAGGACUUGGCGACAAGUCAACGGUCCCUGCAGAGGCAGGCAGGCAGGCAGGCAGGCAGACACAGAGCCAGGAGACGUGGCCUGACAAAGGAGCACUUUCCUGUGUCUUUUAAACGUUCCCCAGCUGAGAUGCCUGCAGAAUAACGGGAUUUUGAACGAUCCAGGUGCUGCACAGAUCUCCGGUGGAGAUUCUAGAGCAAACACCCCUCCUCCCCCCUGCACCCAGACAUUUUCUGCCUGCUUUACUUUUAGGGGGCUGACAGACGGCAGAGCUUAUAAUGUCUUUUCUUUCUGUUUCCUUAUCUGCGUCCUGUUUGACGGGAGCCUGCGAUUCAUGCUGUACUGUGACAGCAGGAAAAGCUAUCGGUGUUUUUUUUUUAGAAACUGAUGAAUGGUGCCUGCCGCCCUUCUGCCGUGUCGGGAAGUGCGUCCACGCUGCCUCCUGUCAGUCGGUGCUGGUACUUCUACUGGGAGCUGCAACACACGGAGUUUACCAGAGCAGUGUUUGCCAACCCGGUCUUCGGGGGCCUCCUGACGGCCCCCGUUCUUGCUCCCUCCCAGUUCCCUGCCGUACCGUGGACUGUCUGGGAGUCCCAGAGGACCGGGUUGGCAAACGCCGUACCACAGGAACAUUGCAGCUCCCCACGACCAGAAACUGUCGCUCUCCCGCUUUCUGAAGCAUCAAACGUUCGUGUGUCUUUUGAAAUAAGUUCGUUUUGUCAGAUAAAUUCCUUUGUACUGGCUUUAAAAAAAAAAAACUACAGAAAUACUUGAUUAACAUAUCUUCCAAAAAUAAAGAGUAACAUUCUUUUGUA